AUGCCGAAAGCAACAUCUGACAAGUUUUCGCGCGCGCACAUACCUUCUGCGAAAAACGCCGCGAAGGCGGAAUCCUCAUCCUCGGGCGGUGGCGCGCGGAAUCCGAUCUUCAAGACGGAGCGCUUCGGCCAACAUAUCCUGAAUAACCCACUAGUAGCGCAAGGAAUCGUCGAUAAGGCGAACCUCAAGCCAACCGACAACGUACUGGAGGUUGGUCCUGGUACAGGGAAUCUCACAGUCAGGAUACUCGAUAAGGCGAAGCAUGUUACAGCGGUAGAGAUGGACCCGCGCAUGGCCGCCGAACUCACGAAGCGCGUUCAGGGAAAACCCGAACAACGCAAACUCGACAUCAUCAUCGGCGACUUCGUCAAAGCCGACCUCCCCUACUUCGACGUCUGCAUCUCCAACACCCCCUACCAAAUCUCCUCCCCCCUCGUCUUCCGCCUCCUCUCCCACCGCCCCCUCCCGCGCGUCUGCAUCCUCAUGUUCCAGCGCGAGUUCGCACUACGGCUCGUCGCGCGCCCGGGCACCGAGUUCUGGUCGCGCCUCUCCGCGAACGUGCAGCUCUACGCCAAAGUCGACCAUGUGAUGAAGGUGGCGAAGAGCUGCUUCCGCCCGCCGCCGAUGGUGGAGAGCAGCGUGGUGCGAAUCGUGCCGCUGGACCCGCCGCCGCCGGUGCGGUUCGAGGAGUUCGAUGGGCUGACGAGGAUCAUCUUCGCGCGGCCGAAUAAGGUGGUGCACGCGAAUUUCCAGGCGCGCGGCGUGCUGGAGAUGCUGGAGGCGAACUGGAAGACGUGGUGCUCGCAAAAUAACAAGGCGGGGUGGCUGACCGACUUGCAGAUCGUCGAAAACAAUACAUCCUUCAAGUCGAAGGUCGAGCAGAUCCUUCGCGACACUAGCAUGCUCGACGCGCGCGCGGCGAAGAUGGACAAGGACGAUAUCCUGAAGCUCCUGGCCGCUUUCCACGAUGAGGGCAUCCACUUCGCAUAA
This is a messenger RNA of Schizophyllum commune H4-8, 990 nucleotides long. Its product is annotated as rRNA adenine dimethylase. The record is from RefSeq and is a predicted model, not a curated record. The transcript is spliced from 6 exons. The coding region runs from base 1 to 990 and encodes 329 amino acids. Gene Ontology annotation, molecular function: rRNA (adenine-N6,N6-)-dimethyltransferase activity. Gene Ontology annotation, cellular component: mitochondrial matrix. NCBI's taxonomy places the organism in Eukaryota, Fungi, Basidiomycota, Agaricomycetes, Agaricales, Schizophyllaceae. Gene Ontology annotation, biological process: rRNA methylation.